AUGGACGAGCAGCCGCGCUUGAUGCACUCCCACGGGGUAGGCAUGGCAGGACACCCCGGCCUGGCGCAGCACAUGCAGGACGGCAACGCGGGGACGGAUGCAGAGGGCAGGAAGCAGGACAUCGGAGACAUAUUACAGCAGAUCAUGACCAUCACAGACCAAAGCUUGGAUGAGGCGCAAGCGAGGAAGCAUGCACUGAACUGCCACAGAAUGAAACCAGCUCUGUUCAACGUCUUGUGUGAAAUCAAAGAAAAGACUGUGCUCAGUAUUCGCGGUGCCCAGGAGGAAGAGCCCCCGGACCCUCAGCUGAUGCGACUGGACAACAUGCUGCUUGCAGAGGGCGUGGCCGGGCCGGAGAAAGGGGGCGGGUCUGCAGCAGCAGCAGCAGCCGCAGCCGCGACCGGAGCAGUAGGAGCAGAUAACUCAGCGGAGCAUUCAGACUACAGAGCCAAGCUGUCGCAGAUCCGACAAAUCUACCACACAGAGCUGGAGAAAUAUGAGCAGGCGUGCAAUGAGUUCACCACCCAUGUGAUGAACCUGCUGAGGGAGCAGUCGCGAACACGGCCCAUCUCGCCCAAAGAGAUCGAGCGCAUGGUCGGCAUCAUCCACCGCAAGUUCAGCUCCAUCCAGAUGCAGCUGAAGCAGAGCACCUGCGAGGCCGUCAUGAUCCUGCGCUCACGCUUCCUCGACGCCAGACGAAAAAGGCGGAAUUUCAACAAACAAGCGACAGAGAUCCUAAACGAGUACUUUUACUCCCACCUCAGUAACCCUUACCCCAGCGAGGAGGCCAAGGAGGAGCUGGCAAAGAAGUGCAGCAUCACCGUCUCACAGGUAUCCAACUGGUUUGGGAACAAGAGAAUCCGGUACAAGAAAAAUAUCGGCAAGUUCCAAGAGGAGGCCAACAUGUACGCAGCGAGGACCGCAGUUAGCGCAACCAAUGUAUCAGCCCACGGCAGCCAGGCCAACUCCCCGUCCACCCCCAACUCAGCAGGUUCCGCUGGGUCUUUUAACAUGUCAAACUCUGGAGACUUGUUCAUGAGUGUGCAGUCCCUCAAUGGGGACUCGUAUCAAGGGGGGCAAGUGGGGGCCAACAUUCAAUCCCAGGUGGAUACCCUUCGCCAUGUUAUCAGCCAGACCGGAGGAUACAGUGACAGCCUCGCAGCCAGCCAGAUGUACAGUCCACAGGGCAUCAACACAAACGGGGGCUGGCAGGAUGCCCCAACUCCUUCGUCAGUGACAUCGCCCACAGAAGGUCCCGGAAGCGUCCAUUCGGAUACUUCCAACUGA
This is a messenger RNA of Knipowitschia caucasica, 1287 nucleotides long. The record is from the annotation of a GenBank genome assembly. Lineage: Eukaryota; Metazoa; Chordata; Actinopteri; Gobiiformes; Gobiidae.